AUGCCUUUCUUCAAUGGAGGGGAGAAUCUACUCCAGAUGAAUCAGGGGGAGUUUGACUUCAGCAUACAGUUUGAGCAGUUGUUCUUCUCCAUUAUACCCUCUGCUUUGUUCAUCAUGAUAGCAUGUUGGCGAAUGGUUUCUCAGGCUCGGAAGCCUAUGGUUGUGAAUGCGCCGGGGUUUCAACUUGUCAAAGUGGGUGCUAUUGUGACAUAUGCCGCUCUGGAACUCUCACUUCUGAUUUUGGCUGCGGUUGCAUCUUUGCAUGUAUCCAGCAUGUUUGUAGCGGCGUCGGCUCUCAAGUUGGUAGCAGGCUUGUGCAUGAUACCCUUAAGUAUCAUUGAUCAUAGCAGAAGUCCGAGGCCGUCGGUAGUGCUGAAUAGUUACUUAUUCUUUACUCUUCUGUUGGAUGCGGCUCAAGCAAGAACACUAUUCCUGUCAUCGGACAACACGUCCGGGCUUGUUUACAGCAGUAUUUUCAUAACCGCUCUGGCUCUCAAAUGUGUAAUCCUGCUCUUGGAAUCACGGCAAAAGUCCAAGUGGGUAAGCUGGAAUGAGAAAGAGCAUAGUCCGGAAGAGACGAGUGGUAUAUUCUCGCUCGGUGUCUUCUUCUGGCUCAAUAAGAUGUUCUUGAUGGGAUAUAACAAGGUUUUAGCUAUUGAAGAUCUUUAUCCCUUAGAUAGCUCUUUUGAUGCGAAAUCACUGCACGAUGGGUUCUCUAAAAAUAUGGAUUAUUCCAAACUGAAAGGCGAUAAAUUUGGUCUUUUAAAGGUGCUCAUGCGCACGUUGAAAGUCCCUCUUCUGCUUCCUAUACCGUUACGCCUAGCACUUAUUGCUUUCACGUUUUGUCAACCUCUUUUUAUCGAAAGGCUGCUGGAUACUUUGGCCCAGCCUGAAAUUGAUGCGAACGUUGGGUAUGGAUUCAUUGGCGCCAGCGUAUUCAUCUACUCUGGAAUUGCUAUCUCAAGGGCCUUCUAUUGGUACCUUCACCAUCGAACGCGGACUAUGGCAAGAUCAAUACUGGCCACAGAAACUUAUAUUAAUGUUACAAAAGCUCGUAUUGGAGCUGGUGAUGAUAGCGCUGCCCUCACUUUGAUGAGCACUGAUAUAGAGCGAAUCAAGAUGGGUAUGAGAAAUCUGCACGAAGUUUGGGCCAGUAUUAUCCAGGCCGCAAUUGCAGGGUGGAUGUUAUACACUCGACUUGGUCUUGUGUUCAUUGCGCCAAUGGGACUUGUUAUAGUUUGCUUUCUCGGCUUGGCAAUCCUAAUGAAUUUUGCUGGAGAUUCGCAGAGGACUUGGAUGUCGGGGGUCCAGAAGCGUGUAGGUUUAACGGCUACAGUCAUCGCCAGCAUGAAGAACUUGAAGAUAUCGGGACUCUCUGCCACCGUCAGUGACUUUGUACAGAAACUUCGAGUUGAGGAACUUGCGGCCGGAGCACGAUUUCGCAAAAUAUUCAUCAUUGCGGCGCUGUUUGGCUUUAUUCCGUUGCUGAUUGGUCCACCGCUAACCUUCGCAUUUACUUCGAAAACACUGGAUGCUUCGAAGGUCUUUACGAGUCUUUCUUUUCUAACGCUUCUCACUGUUCCGCUAUCUCAAAUAUUCCAGUCUACUCCGGAGCUUAUCUCUGGGCUAGCCUGUCUCGGGCGUAUUCAGGCCUUUUUGGAGUGCGAGAAUCGUCAUGAUUUCCGCAAAGUACUGGCUGAUAGAAAGCUAGACGCAGAGAAGACUAGAACUGAUAUCGUAGCCUCUCUGGACUCGGAACUAGACUUUGCGCCUCCUAUUGUCAUCCAAAAUGGAAAGUUUGGCUGGGAAGAAGAUACUUUCGUUUUACGAGACAUGAAUUUUAAAGUACCAAAAUCCUCGCUCACUGUUGUUGUUGGACCUAUUGGGUCUGGAAAAUCCACACUCUGCAAGGCACUACUUGGAGAAAUUCCUUUCAGCGAAGGUAAUGUGUCUUUGAGCACUAGAUUUCCCCACGUCGGAUUCUGCGAACAAGCAGCUUUUCUCUAUAACGGGACGGUUAGGGACAAUAUCAUAGGAUUUUCUCCUUUUAAUAGUGAGAGAUACGCUGAAGUAAUCAAUGCUGCCUCGCUAGCCUUUGAUCUAGCAACACUCCCACUCGGAGAUCAAACAAAUAUUGGAUCCGAUGGAAUCAUUUUGUCAGGAGGUCAGAAGCAACGUGUUUCUCUUGCACGAGCCCUAUAUCUGCAGUCUGACCUACUGGUACUAGACGAUGUAUUCAGUGGUCUAGAUGCGGAUACAGAAGAGAAGGUAUUCCAGCAGGUCUUUGGUGUUAAUGGACUACUACGAAAACGUCGCUGUACGGUCGUGCUUUGCACUCAUAGCAUUAGACAUUUACCAGCAGCAGACUACAUUAUCACACUGGGAGAAGGCACCAUUGUUGAGCAAGGUAGUUUCAACGAGUUGAUGAGAAAACAAGGUUAUGUUCAGCGUCUAGGAUUGAAAGAUCCUUCUGAUAGCGAGAUUUCGUCGGAGGAUAUAACGCCGAAGGAAAGUGCCCGUCGAUCGGAGCCACAUGUGCUAGAGGCGACGAAGACAGCUGAAACUUUGUCGCUUGCACCGGAAGCAGAUAAAUCUCGUCAAAUGGGUGAUGGGACGGUAUACAAGCACUACUUUUUGAGCAUGGGCUGGUUUUCAGCAGUUUGCAGUUUGUUCUUUGCUGCCCUUUGGGGCUUCUUCACUAAUUUUCCUACAAUUUGGCUCGAUUAUUGGACUGACGACACUUUCUCUAAACCUCACGCUUACUACGCUGGAAUAUAUGCUUUGCUUCAAAUCAGCGGUCUCAUCUCAUUACUUCUUCUUGGCAUCACACUAUUCAUUGUUUCUGUUAAAAAAGCAGGUGCUAAACUCCAUCACGAUGCUUUGCGAACACUUAUCCGAGCACCACUGCGGUUUUUUACCAAGACGGAUACCGGGGUUGUAACGAACCUCUUUUCUCAAGAUCUCAAUCUUAUAGAUACGGAGUUGCCAGAUGCAACGCUGAACACUUUGUUUUGUGUGUUUCAAGCAGUCGGACAGAUGGCCGUUAUGCUUACUUCGUCUGUGUACUUGGCUAUAAGCUACCCGCUUCUUGGCGCUUUACUUUAUGUCGUGCAGCGAUUUUACCUGCGAACGUCUCGGCAGCUCAGAUUGCUGGAUCUUGAGGCAAAAAGUCCUUUGUACACGCAUUUCCUUGAUACUCUUAGGGGUAUUGCAACACUGAGAGCUUUUGGUUUUGUUUCCGCUGAUGUUCAAAAGAAUGCUCGUCUGAUCAACGCUAGUCAACGACCCGCCUAUUUCCUGCUCAUGAUUCAAGAAUGGCUCAACCUCGUUCUUGAUCUCGUAGUCAUGGCAAUGGCAGUAGUUGUGACAACACUUGCCGUUCGACUUCACUCCGAUUCUGGUUUUGCCGGUGCUUCUUUGUAUACACUUAUUAGUUUCGGAGAGAAUCUUUCGGGGAUUGUCACUUAUUAUACUAAGCUGGAAACUUCCAUUGGAGCAAUCGCUCGACUGAAGAUGUUUAAUGAGAAUGUUAAGCCAGAGGAUAAGGAUGAAGAGAAUAUUGUUCCCCACGAACAAUGGCCUCAUAGUGGUGUGGUUGAAUUGAAGGGUAUAUCUGCAGGUUACGAUGUGGAAGAUACAACCGAUAGCACACCUAGCUUAGCCCUUCGUGACAUCAAUCUCACCAUCGCAUCCGGCGAGAAAAUUGCGAUUUGUGGUCGUACCGGCAGCGGAAAAUCCAGUCUGAUUGCGCUCCUCCUCAAACUCCUCGAUCCCACUGAAGAAACUGCCGCAAACGCAAUCAUCGACAACAUACCACUUCGCUGCAUCAACCGAGACUCUCUCCGUCAGCGCAUCAUUGCCGUUCCCCAAGAAGCAGUCUUCCUCCCCGACGGCACCACAUUCCAAACCAAUCUCGAUCCCUCCCACAUCUCCACCCCCACGGAAUGUCGCGCCGUGCUCGAAACCGUAGAUCUCUGGUCCUUUAUCCAAGAACGCGGUGGUUUGUAUGCGGGUAUGAAUGCGUCGACUCUUAGCGCGGGACAGCGGCAACUUUUUUCGCUUGGACGCGCGCUUCUGCGGAGGAGGAUUCGUGCAAGGAAUUUGGGGAUUGGAGGAGGGGGAUGUGAUAAGGGGAUUUUGUUACUAGAUGAGGUGAGCUCGAGUGUGGAUCUGCAGACGGAGAGGGUCAUGGCGGGGGUUAUUAGAGAGGAGUUUGAGGGGUAUACGGUGGUGGCGGUUAGUCAUCGGUUGGAGAUGGUGAUGGAUUAUGGAGGGUGGUUGUGA
Molecule: messenger RNA, 4284 nt
Organism: Botrytis fragariae
Lineage: Eukaryota; Fungi; Ascomycota; Leotiomycetes; Helotiales; Sclerotiniaceae
Product: putative abc multidrug protein
Exons: 8
Coding region: 1-4284 (1427 amino acids)
Biological process (GO): transmembrane transport
Cellular component (GO): membrane
Molecular function (GO): ATP binding; ABC-type transporter activity; ATP hydrolysis activity
Source: RefSeq, a predicted model, not a curated record